Arabidopsis arenosa is the source of this 2061-nucleotide messenger RNA. The record is from the annotation of a GenBank genome assembly. NCBI's taxonomy places the organism in Eukaryota, Viridiplantae, Streptophyta, Magnoliopsida, Brassicales, Brassicaceae.
ACACCACAAACCCUACUUCAUUCCUUGAUCAUCUUCUCCAAAAGAUCCGUCUCUUUCUUUACUUCAUGUCGAAGCAAACGUACAAAGUGUGUUUCUGCUUUCGCCGGAGGUUUCGUUACACUGCAUCGGAGGCACCGCGUGAUAUCAAGACCAUUUUCGAAAAGUACUCAGAGAAUGGAGUUAUGACCGUUGAUCAUCUCCACAGGUUUCUGAUCGAUGUUCAGAAACAAGAUAAAGCCACAAAAGAAGAUGCACAGUCAAUUAUCAAUUCUGCAUCUUCUCUUCUUCAUCGGAAUGGUCUCCACCUUGAUGCUUUCUUCAAGUACCUUUUCGGUGAUAAUAACCCUCCUCUUGCUCUACAUGAGGUGCAUCAUGACAUGGAUGCUCCUAUAUCGCAUUAUUUCAUAUUCACUGGUCAUAAUUCUUAUUUGACUGGUAAUCAGCUGAGCAGUGACUGUAGUGAGGUACCUAUUAUAGAUGCCUUGAAGAAAGGUGUGAGAGUGAUUGAGUUGGAUAUAUGGCCGAAUUCCAACAAAGACGAUAUUGAUGUUCUUCACGGAAUGACUCUCACUACACCGGUGGGGUUGAUCAAAUGUCUCAAAGCUAUCAGAGCACAUGCCUUUGAUGUAUCCGACUAUCCUGUUGUUGUAACUCUUGAAGAUCAUCUUACUCCAGAUCUUCAGUCUAAAGUUGCUGAGAUGGUUACCGAGAUAUUUGGGGAAAUUCUGUUUACUCCUCCUGUGGGAGAAUCUUUGAAGGAGUUCCCAUCGCCAAACUCUUUAAAAAAGCGUAUUAUCAUCUCAACCAAACCCCCAAAAGAGUACAAGGAAGGAAAAGAUGAGGAAGUGGUGCAGAAAGGUAAAUCCUUGGGUGAUGAAGAAGUUUGGGGAAGAGAAGUUCCAAGCUUUAUUCAGAGGAACAAAAGUGAAGCCAAGGAUGACGUAGAUGGAAAUGAUGAUGAUGAAGAUGAUGAUGAUGAUGAAGACAAGUCUAAGAAUAAUGCACCACCCCAGUAUAAACAUUUGAUUGCAAUCCAUGCUGGGAAACCAAAAGGCGGAAUCACUGAGUGUUUAAAGGUAGAUCCUGACAAGGUUAGACGCCUUAGCUUGAGCGAAGAACAGCUUGAAAAGGCAGCAGAAAAAUAUGCGAAACAGAUUGUGAGGUUUACUCAGCACAAUUUGUUGAGGAUUUACCCAAAAGGAACUAGAGUUACUUCAUCAAAUUACAACCCGUUGGUUGGCUGGAGCCACGGUGCUCAAAUGGUGGCUUUCAAUAUGCAGGGGUAUGGAAGAUCAUUAUGGCUAAUGCAAGGAAUGUUUAGAGCCAAUGGUGGAUGUGGCUACAUCAAGAAACCUGAUAUUCUGCUGAAAAGUGGUUCGGAUAGUGACAUAUUUGACCCAAAAGUUACUCUACCUGUAAAAACAACACUUAGGGUAACUAUAUACAUGGGAGAAGGCUGGUACUUUGAUUUCCGCCACACCCACUUCGAUCAGUAUUCACCGCCUGACUUCUAUACAAGAGUUGGGAUAGCUGGAGUUCCAGGGGAUACAAUAAUGAAGAAGACGAAAACACUGGAGGAUAAUUGGAUACCAGCUUGGGAUGAGGUAUUUGAGUUCCCAUUAACCGUUCCAGAGCUGGCUCUGCUGAGAUUAGAAGUGCAUGAGUAUGACAUGUCAGAGAAAGAUGAUUUCGGAGGACAGACAUGCUUACCUGUUUGGGAGCUAAGCGAAGGAAUAAGAGCGUUUCCUUUACAUAGCCGGAAAGGAGAGAAGUACAAAUCGGUGAAGCUUCUCGUGAAGGUGGAGUUUGUGUGACAUGAUUGAGAUACAACAUUAUAAACUGGUCCGGUAAGUUUGAGUACCUCUGAGUUUGUGAAUUUCGAAUCUGAGGAUGUGGUUUGUGUGUGUAAGUGUGUGAGAAAGAGAGAAUGUAUCAUGUAUGCUUGAUUUGUUGUGUGUAAUAUAUAAUGUGCAUAAAAGGCAAGAGGGAGAGAGAGAGAUGGUCUUGUCUCGCGUUAUUGUAUUAUUAUGUAGUCUUGUGUAAUAAAUAGUAAGACACUUG